GUCAAACCCGGGCCAACUGAGCACCCGAGCAGUCUCAUCGACAAAAUACGCAAUGUCUGAGAGCGACAACCAAGUGGGGUUCGGCUUCCAGGCCGACAUUGUCAGCACGGCCAACCUCGCCCACCUCCUGACCGGCCGGAUCCUCAAGGCCCUUAGCGACGGCGGCGUCGACCUUUACGCCAUCACCGCCUCCAUCUGGCUCGGCAAGCAGAUUCCCUUUCGCACAUCCUUGCAGGCCACUGUGCACCCACAUCUCGCGGCCAGGCGCACCUCCGUCGUGAAUAGCUUCCUGGUCAAGGCUCUGAGCAUCGGCUGGGGCCACACAACCGUUGCCGUUGAGAUGGUGCGAACGCAAGCCGGCACUAACGCCCUCCUGCUCAUUGGCGCCCUGGCGGCCGGUGUACCCAGCUUUCACGCUGCGCAGUGCCUCUCGGAACUCUUGAACUCUUACGGCUGCGCGGCAGAUCAGAUCCCAAACGUUGACGUUCUGAAAAGCAUGACGGCCUACAUUGGCCCAAUGGUCCAAGACCUCGGAUUUGCGAAAGUCCUUGAGCACGUCACGACUUCCGCCUCCCACGAACUUGUUCGGCAGAAACUGGAGAUCCCCCUUGAUGUUACUGCCAUUGGUGCUCCGCAGGUAUUAGCGAGUGCUAUUAAGCAGCUAAUUUUCACCUCGCAGAGGGGCGAAACACCCUACCUCGUGCCACGACAGAGAGGAGCAUGCGGCGGCAACGAAGGCAAGGUGGUUCUACAGAUGGCGCCGGACGACAAGCCAAGUGCUGCGAUGACUCGCAGCCUUCGGAUCGGUGGUCUUCUGCUAACGCCGCCAACAAUCAAGGAAGAACGCGCACCCAUCGCCGUGGAGUAUCUGCUCCCAGAUGCGCUCGAGGCUGAGCUUGGUCUUCUCCCUGGGCUCGAGCUAGAGACCCGGUGGUUGAUUCAUCACGCCAUUGUGCGGUUCUCCACGUUCAUGCGUAGCAGCGGACUACAAGUCAAGGGCAAAACUGCGACGUUUGGUGCAAUGAGCCGAGCAUUGGAGCUAGCUUUGCAGAACCUAGGCAUUCAGCACGAUAUCGAUUCGAGCGAUGCGUCUUUGGCAGGUUCACUGGCGGCGGCAGACCCUGAAUCUGCAGAAGCCUACCUUGAGUCGGCUGCCGAAGAGACUGCCUGUAUCACAAGGUCGAGCAUAUCAUAG
Microdochium trichocladiopsis is the source of this 1195-nucleotide messenger RNA. RefSeq lists its product as uncharacterized. Bases 53 to 1195 code for a protein of 380 amino acids. NCBI's taxonomy places the organism in Eukaryota, Fungi, Ascomycota, Sordariomycetes, Xylariales, Microdochiaceae. The transcript is spliced from 3 exons. The record is from RefSeq and is a predicted model, not a curated record.